Schizophyllum commune H4-8 is the source of this 600-nucleotide messenger RNA. RefSeq lists its product as uncharacterized. The coding region runs from base 192 to 530 and encodes 112 amino acids. The record is from RefSeq and is a predicted model, not a curated record. Lineage: Eukaryota; Fungi; Basidiomycota; Agaricomycetes; Agaricales; Schizophyllaceae. The transcript has a single exon.
CGAUUUCACUUCGAUUUCCCCGCCCGACCAUCCGCUUCCCGGUACCUGGGUUCGCACUUCCCAGACCCAACACUCGUAUUCCAUCCCGUGAACUCACGCCCCUUGUUUUCGUGCCCAGCCUGCAGCUCAGGCGUCCCCGAUGCCCCAUGCGAGUCCGGUCUUUUCGCGCCUCGCAAAUAUGCGCAAACAACAUGAGCUACCGCGUCCCGACUGAUGAUCACCACGGACGCUGCAAAGCGCGCGCGGCGGUCGCGGCUGCUGUCACUGUCAUCGUCCACCGUCCGCGCCGCUGCCCUCCGUCCCCGCCCCCGCGCCCGUCUCCCCCUCCGCGGCCCGCCAGAUCCCCAGUUCGCUUCUUCUGCGAAGCGCCCUCUAGCCUCACCCCGUCUUCCAGCGAACUUCCAUGCACCUAUCCGACAGCGCCUUCGCUGAUCACGUUCCCACUAGUAAACACCCGGGACACUCCCGCCCCCGCGAGGCGCAGCCCAAGUGCGCACGCACCCCGACCCUGCGUCGCGCGCCCCCAGUGACCCUGCAACUCUUCCAUUCAUGUCUGUGCUGCACUUCGAGCCACUCCACCACAAAAGCACAUCGCCAUAU